CUUGUAUUAUGUUCUUAUUAUUAGGCUCUUUCCAACUGCAAAAAAAAGAAAAAGAAAAAAUCAAACAUUAAGUUGCUUAGCAAAAAUAAUAAUAUGUCUCACUUGGCCCUUUUAUUGAUUGUUAUUACUUUUUUUUGAUGAAUUAUUGAUCGUUAUUACUUUUUUAAUACUUCAUUAAGCAUUCUCUCUCUACUUCUCUCUCUCUCUCUCUCUCUCUCUCUCUAAUUGAAUGUCAGAAAAGACCUGUUAUUCGAGUCAUGAAGUAUUACAAGUUCUCUAUAAGUUUUACAAGUUCUCUAUAAUAUGUUCUUUCUAAGAACAAAGAAGCAGUCAAGCUAGUUUGAGUGGAAAAAGCCUCGGAUUGCAGUUUCCAGACUAGGAACAACGAAAACCCAGUUUCAACAGAGUUCUCUUUCAUGGAGAGUGUGACUUCUGGCUGUUCAGUUUCUGCCCCACAAGAAGCUUCCCACCAGGAUGAACUCUUCAUGCAGCAGAGCAUUCUAUUUUCAGAGAGUUUGAAUGAAUUGAAGAAUCUGAGAAAACAGUUGCAUUCAGCAGCAGAGUACUUUGAAUUAUCCUACAGAAAAGAAGAAAAUAGAAGUAUGGUGGUGACCACCGUGAAGGAUUAUACCAUCAAAGCCUUAAUCAAUACAGUAGAUCACUUGGGUUCUAUAGCAUAUAAGGUCAAUGAUUGUUUGGAUGAAAAAAUUGGUGAAGUUUCAGGAGUGGAGCUUAGGUUAUGUUGCAUUGAACAGAGACUUCGGACAUGCAAAGAAUUCAUUGCUGGUGGAGGCCUUUUCGAACAAUCUUUAGCGCUAAGUUUCUCCAAGCACCAUAAGCGUUACAUCUUUCCAGCUGGAGCAACCAUGGAUGUUGUUGGCCAGUCUAUAUAUCACAGUGUUGAAGAGGAGUUGAGCCAAUUUAUUAAUGGAACAAGGGAGACCUCUCCAACAAUAGUCAGUGAAGAACAUCCUGCAUCAUACUCUCCACAAUCUUCACUCGGAAACUUUCAGUUUUCAAGAACUGGAUCAAGACAAGAGAGGCGUGUGCUCUCACCUCAACAGUUUCCAUUCAUGCGUUCUGGUUCUCAUAUUAUUCAGAGAUCAAGUACCAUAAACUUCUCUACUUCUAAACAGAGGUAUCCACCAGGUCCACGGAGAUCGGUUUCAGUGUCUAUUCCUGGUGAAAGAGACAGAGAAAAAGAAAGUGAACAACAUUAUAGCAAAGACAAACGGUUGUUUAAGGCCUUGCUCAGCAUGCGCAAGUCAAGAAAGGAUGUCAUCUAACGCCAAUAAACAGAUGAGAACUGAAAAGAGGACUAAGCAGAAGGUGGUCAUGUUUGCAUCACUGCUUCCCAUAAUUUUAGGUUCACAAAAUAUAAACUUGGUGGGUAAUUUCUUUCUUACUCGAAGGAGAGAGAGAGAGAGAGAGAGAAAUGAAUAGAAAGAUUGCCAUAAAAAAUAAGUAAAUGAAAGGAGAAUGUUUGUACCAUACAGUUAAACCCGUUCUUGGAGCUUCCCUUCUUGUAAGAGUUUGAGUAACAUUUUCUAUUUGCUUUGGAGUGAAUUAUUUAUCAAACGUUUCAGUGAUUGUGAACUUUAUAAAUCUUAAAGUGAUAAUGAUGUUUCGUAUAAAUGGAAAAGUUGUUAUUCAUGGGUGUUUAUCAAAUGAAGAAAGAUGAGAAUUUGAUGGUG
Ziziphus jujuba (common jujube) is the source of this 1694-nucleotide messenger RNA. Its product is annotated as protein ABIL2. Bases 417 to 1286 code for a protein of 289 amino acids. The record is from RefSeq and is a predicted model, not a curated record. The transcript has 10 exons. Lineage: Eukaryota; Viridiplantae; Streptophyta; Magnoliopsida; Rosales; Rhamnaceae.